ACUAUCUCCCAUUUGGUUGUUAAACUUAUGGUCGUACAACACGUUUUCGAUCGAUGGUAUUUUCAUGCUGUUUUAUGAAUCUUAAUAUCGACUGCAGUAACUAUCGUUACAAAGAAUUUUUAUAGGAUGUAUAAUUACAUAAGAUGUCUGGUUAACUCGAUAAAAUAUCGCAAGAAAUUUUUUACGCCGGUGAUUUGUGAUAGGAUUGCAGCAUGUAAUAACAUAUAUUGCACAAAUGUUUCAUCGUUUUGGAAUAACGCAACGUGCAAACGAUUUUACUGUCGAGUUCCGAUGCAGGACGUAAACAUCCCGACGAAUCCCGAUGACAAGAAUAUUGAUGUCGCUCAGCAGAAACUCGAUGAGUUUCUAUCCAGUCCCGACAACAAGAAGUUUUUUGAAGUAUUACAAUUAGAAGUAGAUGUUAUGCGACACGAUGCUGAGAAAGUUCCUGAUAAUAUUAAUACAAAACAAUGGUUGGAACUGUUAGAUAUAAAGACCAGAACACAAAGAAAGAAGUAUCUUAACUACUUAUUUCUCAAUGAAAGAGCAAAACAGAAUAAAAAGAUGAAAAAGGAGCAAAAAAAGGAGGAAUGGCUAGCUAAAAAAGCAGAAAAAGAACCUAAUGAGACAAAAGAUCCUAAUGAGAUCAAAUAUGGACUUUGUCAUAAUUCACUCUUUCUGCGGAUAUAUGACAAAAAUAUCAAUCAUUUCUAUAACUCUAAAUUAAUUUGGGGUAUGAUGUUUGAACCUAAAGUUGUGUUCGAUUGCAGCUAUGAGGAUCAUAUGAACAAUCUUGAAAGUCACAAUUGCGCCAAGCAAUUGACUUUAGCAUUUGCUGUCAAUCGUAUCCAUGAGAAUCCUAUGUUUCUUCACUUUUGUAAUUUAAAAGAGGAAGGAGUACUUAAGAAAUACUUAUGUCGCAACGUGCCUAAUUUAAUGGAUGUAGAUUUUCCAGCUGUUGUAACAUCUCAGUCUUAUUUGGACUUUUUUCCAAAAGAUCAAUUAGUAUAUCUUACUCCACACUGUAGAACCAAUUUGGUCGAAUAUGAUUCUGACAUGGUAUACAUCAUAGGUGCAAUGGUAGAUAAGUCGAAACCACAACCUUUAUCUUUGGCAAAGGCUAAGAAAGAAGGCCUUCGUAUGGCAAGACUACCCGUUGAGAAAUAUCUUGAUUGGGGUUCUGGAUCAACAAAAAAUUUCACAAUCAAUCAAGUGCUUUCUAUAAUAUUAGAUUUGAGGCAUACAAAAAGUUGGGAGAAAGCACUUCAACAUAUACCGAUCAGAAAGUUAAGAGAACACAGAGAAUAUAAGGGAAACCAGAAAUUUCGUUCAAUAUCCAAAUUAAUUGAAGGAAUGGAAAGUUCAGAAAUGAAAAAUAAGUUAGUGGAGGAAAUUCAGAUCCCAAUGAAAUCGUCUAAUGUAAACAAUUUCACAUUUGCCACCAGAAAAGAAAAAUAAUUAUGUAAGAUAGAAGAUGUUUGCUAUGUAAGAUAGAAAAUAUCAUUGUAUGUGUCAAAGAUAUAUUAAAAGACACGUUCAGUUUCAAAAUAAAAGAACUUGUAAUUC
This is a messenger RNA of Dinoponera quadriceps, 1566 nucleotides long. It is a transcript of the gene rswl, whose product is annotated as mitochondrial ribonuclease P protein 1 homolog. The transcript is spliced from 3 exons. The record is from RefSeq and is a predicted model, not a curated record. Gene Ontology annotation, cellular component: mitochondrion; nucleus; nucleoplasm. Lineage: Eukaryota; Metazoa; Arthropoda; Insecta; Hymenoptera; Formicidae. Gene Ontology annotation, biological process: positive regulation of mitochondrial translation; mitochondrial tRNA 5'-end processing. Bases 127 to 1458 code for a protein of 443 amino acids. Gene Ontology annotation, molecular function: tRNA binding.